Molecule: messenger RNA, 1519 nt
Organism: Vidua macroura (Pin-tailed whydah)
Lineage: Eukaryota; Metazoa; Chordata; Aves; Passeriformes; Viduidae
Gene: PSMD8
Product: proteasome 26S subunit, non-ATPase 8
Exons: 7
Coding region: 4-888 (294 amino acids)
Biological process (GO): proteasome-mediated ubiquitin-dependent protein catabolic process
Cellular component (GO): nucleus; proteasome regulatory particle, lid subcomplex; proteasome regulatory particle
Source: RefSeq, a predicted model, not a curated record
GUCAUGGCGGUGCCGAACGGGGCCGGGGCCGCGGCCGGGACGGGCCCGGGGGGGACCGGGACGGGCCUGGGGGGCCCGGGCGGCACCGGGGGAGGCCUCAGGGCGGCGGCCGGGCUCUACGAGCAGCUCAAGGGCGAGUGGGGCCGCAAGAGCCCCAACCUGGCCAAGUGCGGGGAGGCGCUGGGCAGGCUGAAGGUGGCUCUGCUGGACCUGAACUUCCUCCCCACCUCGGGCUCGGCCAUGACCAAGCAGCAGCUGAUCCUGGCCCGGGACAUUCUGGAGAUCGGGGCGCAGUGGAGCAUCCUGAGGAAGGACAUCCCCUCCUUCGAGCGCUACAUGGCGCAGCUCAAGUGCUACUACUUCGACUACAAGGAGGAGCUGCCCGAGUCGGCGUCGCGGCACCAGCUGCUGGGGCUGAACCUGCUGUUCCUGCUGUCCCAGAACCGCGUGGCCGAGUUCCACACGGAGCUGGAGCGGCUCCCGGCGCCCGACAUCCAGGGCAACCUGUUCAUCCGGCACCCCGUGUCCCUGGAGCAGUACCUGAUGGAGGGCAGCUACAACAAAGUGUUCCUGGCCAAGGGCAACAUCCCAGCAGAGAGCUACACCUUCUUCAUCGACAUCCUGCUGGACACCAUCAGGGACGAGAUCGCGGGCUGCAUCGAGGCCGCCUACGAGCGGAUCCUGUUCCCCGAGGCCGCGCGGAUCCUGUUCUUCUCCUCGCCCCGCAAGAUGACCGACUACGCCAAGAAGCGGGGCUGGGUGCUGGGCCCCUCCAACUAUUACAGCUUCGGGGGGCGGCAGCAGAAGGCCGAGGACCCCCCGAUCCCCUCGACGGAGCUGGCCACGCAGGUGAUCGAGUACGCCCGGCAGCUGGAGAUGAUCGUCUGACAAACACAACUUCCCUCCGCUUCCCCUUCCUCCCCAUCUUUUCCGCCUUUUUUUUUGCCUUUAUCCCGCCAUUUUCCGCCUUUUUUUCUGUGUUUUUUGGGGGUUUGCAACGUUUAAAGUGGUUUUUUGUUUUGGUUUUUUUUUUUUUGGAGGGGGUUUAACUGUUCCAAGAUUAUCCCCCACGUUAGGACCCCUCCCCAAAAUCUCCCCCAACCCGGUUUAUUUUCCUUAUUUCUCUCUAUUUUAUUGUGGUUUUGAGAGUUGAAGUAGUUUUUGGGGGGUGGUUGAAUGUUUAAAAGGGGUUCUGGGGGAUGCUCUCUGAAACCCCCGGGACCCCCGAAAUCCUCGUUUAUUCCCAUUUUCUCUUCAAUUUUGUUGCAUUUUUGAGGAGAGUCUUGAUGUGGGAACCCCAAACCCCCUCAGACCACCCCAAAACACCUCCAAAUCCCCCUUUUAACUCCCAUUUCCCCACAUUUUCGGGAGGUUUAGCGAUUUCAAAUGUUCUUUUGUGGGGGGAUUUGAAGACCCCCCAUUCCCCGCACCCCCUUUUUGGGUAGAACCGGGGGGGCUGAGCCCCCUCCCCAAAAAUACGAACCCCAAGAUGUUGUUCCAAUAAAGUGCUGGAGCUGGA